UGCAGAAAAUUAUAAAGUUAUAAGGCAUGUGUUAAUAUGGAUUCAUGGAUGUGCUUUUGAUGAAUCUUUUGAAGCACUAAAUACUGCUAUCGAGAAAAUGGAAUUACAAUCUGAAAUAUCUAUUUUAAAUCUUCAAGAUGAAUUUCUGAUGUUUGAAUUGACGGGUCCAAGAUCAACAGCUUUAUUACAAGAAGUAUUAGAUAUUGCUGAUGAUGCUGCUCCCGGAUCUAAUAUUGAAAGUUCAUUGAAUGUAAUUACUAGAAUCAAUCCUGAUUCUGAAAUUAUAGAAGUAAAGAAGGCUUGCAUUAAUAGUGAAGCACAUAAGGCUUGGUCUAAAUUACAAGAUUUACGAAGUUCAGCGUCUUUACCACCAGGAGUUGUACUUGGAUUAACUGUUUUUGAUCCACGAUUACG
Racocetra fulgida is the source of this 414-nucleotide messenger RNA. The record is from the annotation of a GenBank genome assembly. Lineage: Eukaryota; Fungi; Glomeromycota; Glomeromycetes; Diversisporales; Gigasporaceae.